AUGGAUAGAGUAAAAGUAUUUCUGAGAGUGAAGGGCGACAAAAGAGACGGCGUUUUUUCUUUUUCCGACCAUUCUGUUCUGGACACUUCGGGCGUGUAUGACUUUGACAGGAUAUUUUACGGUUUUGAGCAGGAAACAGUCUUCAAAAGCAUCUCACCUAUGAUUGAUAUGUGCAUGGAUGGGUACAACAUGACAGUGUUCACAUACGGCCAGACGGGAAGCGGAAAAACAUACACAAUGGAGGGCACUCCUGCACAUCCCGGCAUCAUACCGCUAAGCAUCAGAAAAGUCUUUGAUAAGAAGGUAAGCUCGCUCUCCAUAUCUGUUGUGGAGGUGUACAAUGAAAAAAUAUUUGAUCUAGUAUCAGAAAGUGCACUGACCGUCAGAGAUGGGAAGAGCGGCGUGGUGCUAGAUGGAGUAAGAACAGUCGAGUGCCAAAGCGAGCAGGAUGCCAUGCAGGUCUUUGAGAAAGCAUCUGAAAAUAGGCGCACUGGAUCGAACGGAAUAAACAGCAAAAGCAGCAGAAGCCACAUGAUCUUCACAAUGUGCAUAGUGAAAGAGAUGGAAGGGUUCAUGAUAGAGUCAAAAAUCACCCUUGUAGAUCUAGCAGGCUCUGAAAAGAUGGAUCUUGAAAAUGCGAGUGAUAGCAGCGAGUAUGCAGUAAAAAAACAGAAACUGUCAAAUAAGUCAUUGGAGACAAGCAAUAUAAACAGAAGUUUGCUAUACCUUAGCCGGAUCAUAAGCACGCUUUCUUCAGAGAGUAGAGCUAGACACAUAAACUACAGAGACUCAAAGCUGACUUUUAUCCUUCGAGACUCGCUGAGCCAGGACUCGAAUCUUGCGAUAAUUGGAACAGUGGAGCCAGAAGACCAGACAGAAACAAAAAGCACAAUCAAUUUCCUAUCAGCAGCAAAGAAGAUAAAACUAACUCCAAAGUCAACAGCAGACGAAAAGACAACAGAAAAGCUUAUAUCGCAGAUUCGGCAUUUGAGCAGCGAAAAUACAAAACUAAAAACACAAAUAAAGUCUCUGCUAGAUGUUCAAGAGAGAGCGCACUCUUCCUGGGCUCUGGAAGCACUCGGUGCAGCUGCAGAGACAAUGCAAAAGAUGAUUGCAAAAACAGAAAGAGCGAAUCAGCGAGUAGAUGGAUUUGAAAAACUCUUGAAAAAAGUAAGAGAGGAGAACAACUCCAUAGGCAGUCUUCUUUUCCAAAAGCUGCUGGACUUAAAGCUAAAAGAAAUAGAUGAGAUUGACGCGUGUUUGCAGCUUCCGCCAUGCAAGAAAUAG
Nematocida minor is the source of this 1287-nucleotide messenger RNA. RefSeq lists its product as uncharacterized. The record is from RefSeq and is a predicted model, not a curated record. Gene Ontology annotation, molecular function: ATP binding; ATP hydrolysis activity; microtubule binding. Lineage: Eukaryota; Fungi; Microsporidia. Gene Ontology annotation, cellular component: kinesin complex; microtubule. The coding region runs from base 1 to 1287 and encodes 428 amino acids. The transcript has a single exon. Gene Ontology annotation, biological process: microtubule-based movement.